AAUAAUAAUUCGUCAAGAAAAUUUUCGAUUUUUGCGGUAGAAAAGCUCUUUUGGUUGUUGUUGUUGAAAAAAUGGCUGGUCGUGGAAAAACUCUUGGAUCCGGUGCGGCGAAGAAAGCCACAUCUCGGAGUAGCAAGGCUGGUCUUCAAUUUCCGGUGGGUCGUAUCGCUCGAUUCUUGAAAGCCGGUAAAUACGCCGAACGUGUUGGUGCUGGUGCUCCGGUCUAUCUCGCCGCCGUUCUUGAGUAUUUGGCCGCCGAGGUUCUUGAAUUAGCUGGAAACGCAGCAAGAGAUAACAAGAAGACCCGUAUUGUUCCUCGUCACAUUCAGCUCGCUGUUAGAAACGAUGAGGAGCUAAGCAAGCUUCUUGGAGAUGUGACUAUUGCCAAUGGAGGAGUGAUGCCUAACAUCCACAAUCUCCUUCUCCCUAAGAAGGCUGGUGCUUCAAAGCCUCAGGAAGAUUAGGUCUUUUAACACAAUGAUAUAGAACACGUCUCUCUUCUGGCUUUAGAUCUAAUAACCUAAUAACUAGCUAUAGAUGGUUACUUUUUGUAUCGUUGCUUUUUUAAUUCCUUUAGGGAUUUGUUUCUUCCUGUUUCAGUUUGGACAUGUUGUUUCAGUUUGUGUGAAUAUAUGAAAGUAUUCUGC
Messenger RNA from Arabidopsis arenosa, 647 nucleotides. The record is from the annotation of a GenBank genome assembly. NCBI's taxonomy places the organism in Eukaryota, Viridiplantae, Streptophyta, Magnoliopsida, Brassicales, Brassicaceae.